Molecule: messenger RNA, 2898 nt
Organism: Tachyglossus aculeatus (Australian echidna)
Lineage: Eukaryota; Metazoa; Chordata; Mammalia; Monotremata; Tachyglossidae
Product: twinkle protein, mitochondrial-like
Exons: 5
Coding region: 21-1952 (643 amino acids)
Biological process (GO): mitochondrial DNA replication
Cellular component (GO): mitochondrion
Molecular function (GO): single-stranded DNA binding; 5'-3' DNA helicase activity; ATP binding
Source: RefSeq, a predicted model, not a curated record
UUUUAACCCCUUUCCUUGCGAUGUGGAUCCGCCCUUGCGCCCGGCCCCUGCUCGCCUUCCGUCACCCCCGGGGCCUCUCCCUGGACCCCCUGCCCGCCCGUCGUUCGCUGAGGAAGAAGCCCCUGCCCCUCCUCAAGUUGAGGGAGGUGCCCGUGACUCUGACCGAAAUCUGCCAGUACCUGCGGGCCCGAGGCAUCCCCUUCCGCGACGGGCACUGCUGCCUCCACCUCCCCAGCCCCUUCGCCGGACACGGGGAAAGGGACGGGGAGGACGGCGGCCUCUACAUCGACAAGACGACGGGCCGGUUCCUGUGCAGGGCCACCCAGGCGGAGGGCAGCUGGCAGGACUUUCAGGCCCGCGUGGAGGUGUCGGGGGGAGGGCCCCCGGAGCGUCCGGGGGAGCCGGUCCUGGGCUCGUCCGACGCCGAGGCGGCACGGCGGCUGUGGGCCCGAGCUGUGCCGCUUUGGGAGCUGCCAGCCGAGGAGCGGGAGGCCGCCCGGGCCGCCUUCGGCCUGUCCCCGCUGUCGGCCUCCACACUGAGCCGCUUCUCCGUGCGCUACUUGCGCGGGGCCCGGAGCCUCGUGUUCCCCUGGUUCUGCCCACGCGGUGGGAGCGGGCUGCGCGGCCUCAAGCUGCUGGGGGCGGAGGGCGACGGCCACGUGGAGACCACCCUGCCGCGGCCGGCCGCCUACCUCAACCUGUUCGGCCUGCCGCUCGUCGGCAGGAUGGACACCGAGGUGGUGCUCACCGGGCGGGAGCUGGACUGUCUCGCCCUGCACCAGGCCACGGGGAAGCCCACGCUGGCCCUGCCCCGCAGCACGGCCUGCCUGGCCCCCGCCCUGCUUCCUUACCUGGAGCCCUUCGAGCGCAUCGUGCUGUGGCUCGGGGACGAUCUGCGCUCCUGGGAGGCCGCCAAGCUCUUCUCCCGCAAACUGAACCCGGAGCGCUGCUGGCUGGUGGUGCCCAGUGAGCAGCGGCCUCGCCCCCUGGACGCCCUGUCCCGGGGCCUGAGCUUGCCCCACAUCCUGGGCACGGCCCAGCCGGCCCACCACCCCAAGGGCAUCGUCUCCUUCCGCCAGGUCUGUGACGAAGUGCUGAUGGAACUGGCCAACGCCGAGCAGGUGGCCGGUGUCCGGUGGAGCCGCUUCCCGGACCUGAACCGUCUCCUGAAGGGGCAUCGUAAGGGGGAGCUCACCAUCGUCACAGGGCGGACGGGCAGCGGGAAGACAACGUUCAUCAGCGAGUACUCGCUAGACCUGUGGACACAGGGGGUGAGCACGCUGUGGGGCAGCUUUGAGAUCGGCAACGAGCGGCUGGUCCAGGUCAUGCUCACCCAGUUCUCCCGGGGGCGGCUGGAGGAGGAGCCGAACCAGGAUGACGCGUGGGCCGACAGAUUUGAGGACCUGCCGCUCUACUUCAUGACCUUGCAUGGGCAGCAGAACAUCAAUACCGUGUUGGACACCAUGCACCUUGCAGUCCACGUGCAUGACGUCUGCCACGUCAUCAUCGACAACCUGCAGUUGGUGAUGGGACAAGGGCAGCGGUCGGCAGACAGGCUCACGGCCCAGGACAACGUCAUUGGGGCAUUGAGGAAGUUCGCCACCGACAGCGGCUGCCACGUGACCCUGGUCGUCCACCCCCAUAAAGAGGAUGACAAAAGAGAGCUGCAGACAGAGUCCAUUUCUCGAUCGGCUGAGGUGGCAGACAACGUCCUCAUCCUCCAGGACAGGAAGCUGGUAACAGCUCCGGCCAAGCGCUACCUGCAGGUGGCCAAGAACCGCUUUGACGGGGAUUUGGGCACCUUUCCGCUGGAGUUCUGCAAGACCUCGUUGACCUUCUCCCCCCCAGUCAAGGGCAAAGCUCGGCCCAAGAAGGGAAAGGAAGGCAACCAUCUGGCCUCCCCCAAGGCCCCGGGGGCCAGUAAGGAGGAGGAGGCCCCAGGGGAGCUGUGAGGUCAGCUGUUCCCAGAUCGGCCACCCCACUACCACCCCAGCUCAGAGCUGGGGCGUGAGGACAGGGAGCAGCAGGCUGUGGGAUGGAGGGGUUGGUGUCUACCUGCCCCCGCAAAGAGCAGCUCCAUGGCACCCUUCGCUACCAGAGGGCCAGGUGUCACCCUCGUCCUAUUGACCGUCCCUGGGUCCUCUGGCCUUGGGUGUCCUGGGGCGCCAGUAUGACCCUGGGCCUUGAGGGCAGACAUAGCAUAUCUGUCUGUCUGUCUGGACAGCAGGCCAUGAGGUUGACCCAGCUGUGGGGGCUCGGGGCCAUGAUCUCCACCAGGCUGGCCCCAUGACGGGGAAGGUUUGCAGCUCCUUAGAGGAAGAGAGCAGGCGGGGAGGACAGCAGGUGGAAGGGACCGGCGGGGUGGGGGGCACUGUGGGCUAAGGGUCUGUGGUCCCCCAUAACCAGGUAAGCUGGAAUGGAGGCUGGCAGGGGUACAGCCGGUGAGGGGGAGGAGGAGAGUGUGACUGGUGGGCGGCAGCCUUAGGGCUGAGCCAGAAGCCACCCCACCCCCCAGCAAGUCAGGCCAGGGGCAUCCAUCCGCUCCUGCUGGCACAAACGCACAAAAACGCCGUUUUUGAAAAAUGAAUAGAGACCUGGGCUCUUGAAUGACCAGUGGAAACGGAGAAGGUCAGGGCACUGGGGGUAUGGGGCAGGACCUUGUGCCCAUGAAUUCAGCCUGGGCUACCGGUCCUUCCCUGCCACUGUCCCUCCAGUCCUCUCCGCAGGGCCGAAUACGACUCCGAGGCCUAAGGGGCUUCCAGGGAGGAGCCCACAUUGAUCUCUUUGGCAUUUUUUGUGUUGAAAGAGUUGGGUUUUUAGCUUCCAUUUAUCUGUGCUCGGGUUUGGUCCCCAGGAGUCAUUUAUUGCCUGAAUUGAUUAAAAGCUUAAAACUUUAAA